AUGUCUUCUUCCACUUACCAAUCGGGCAGUGAUCGUCAAAUACUUCUGACGAUGCUUAUUCUAUUUGCCGGCUUAGCUACAGUUCCGGCAAAUGCUGCUUCUCCGGUGAAGAAGAUUGAUGAGCCCAACGCCGGCGUGAAGUGCGGCGCCUGCCCAUGCGUAAAUCCAUGCAACCAGCAACAGCCGCCACCGCCGCCUCCGAGCUUUCCGUCCUCGCAAUACUGCGCUCCAACUCCGCCGAUGGCGAUGACGCCGCCGCCGCCGAGGUUUGUUUACUUUACGGAUCCAAGGGGGUAUUUGUAUCAAAGAGAUCCAUUUGAUCUGCCUAUCUACUCUUCCGCAGAUUGGAAUCUUGCGAGUCCACCGGUUUUGGUGGGAUUUGGAUUCUUACAGCUACUGCUGGCGGCGCUUUGGUAA
Molecule: messenger RNA, 417 nt
Organism: Diospyros lotus (date-plum)
Lineage: Eukaryota; Viridiplantae; Streptophyta; Magnoliopsida; Ericales; Ebenaceae
Product: leucine-rich repeat extensin-like protein 1
Exons: 1
Coding region: 1-417 (138 amino acids)
Source: RefSeq, a predicted model, not a curated record